Caenorhabditis briggsae is the source of this 735-nucleotide messenger RNA. The record is from RefSeq and is a predicted model, not a curated record. The coding region runs from base 1 to 735 and encodes 244 amino acids. The transcript is spliced from 5 exons. Lineage: Eukaryota; Metazoa; Nematoda; Chromadorea; Rhabditida; Rhabditidae.
AUGCCGGGGAGCAUAGAUGAGAAUGAGAGUCCUCAAAUUCUGAAAUAUGUCGGGUCUGUUGGAUUUCUGGUGUUUUCUCUGGCGAUGACGGCUUUCGGGUAUACCAACAAUGCGUGGGUGGUAAUGGAGAGGACAAAAGCGAUGGAUGAAUUCCAGAGAGGAGUUCGAGGUCAUGACUGCUACAAGACGUACCGCCCGGAGAACAUCACUUGCUUGCCAUGGGGAUAUGAGAAUAAGGCCGAGAAGUUCCCACCAAGUCUUCAAAAUGUUCAAGAUGCUUCAAUUGAAAUCCAUGUCGCACACUGCAUCGCUAUCAUUAUCAUGUUCUCCCAAGGUUUCUGGCUCGCCUACACCAUCGGACACUGUUGCAGCAUUAAAUUCUGCCAAGGCUUCGAGAAGUACAGAUUCGUCAUGUUCCAUGCUAUGGUGGUUUCAGUUGGUCUCUGGAUUAUUCUCUUCUUCGUCUUUGUCUAUGAGACAUUCACCGACCAAAUUCUCUACCGGUCCCAACAGGAGGUAGAUUACUCUCAUCAAAUCGGAGCUGGAUGCUGGAUCUUCUUCCUCGGCGGUCUCCUACCAUUCGUUGGAGCUAUGUACUGCCUGUUCGCCGAGCAAAUGCAACAAUCACAGGAUUGGAUUCAGCAUUUCGUGAACAAUCCACGUCAACGAGUUCCAACAACCGAUACUACCCAGGGAGCAGAAGUGGUCAUUCCUAUGAAUACAACAGCUCAGUAA